AAAAAGGGUGGCAACUUGGGUUUCAGCAUUUUAAACACGUGCAACACAAGUUCUUCGUUUUUAUUUAUUUUAAGCGGAUUUUGUGAAAGAAACAGAUGACAAAAUGCUGGAGGAGAUGAAACAGAUGAAGACCACUCCGGUGCUGACAAAUUCUCGACCGGAAUUCAAGCAAAUACCCAAGAAACUAAACAGGCAUUUAGCCAAUUUGGGUGCACCACAUGUGGACUCCUUCGACGAGAUGCUCACAGCGGGACUGGACCUUGUGGCGAAGCAUAUGGUACCCGCCCAUUGGCAGAGUCCUGCCGGCGAACAAAUCUCACUGAAAGUGGAGGCCAUUUGGAUAUCGAAGCCACAGGUUCCUCAGGAUGUGAUUGAUGUGCGAACAAGGCAAGUGUACCCCACUGACUCCAGGCAGCUGCAUGCCUCGUACUCGGGAAUGUGCUCCGUGAGAUUGGGUUACAGUGUCAAUGGAGUACCCAGUGCCCCAAUCAAUGCUGACCUCGGAGAAGUGCCCAUUAUGUUGCGUUCCAAGGCGUGUAAUCUCGGCAAGGCAUCCCCCAAGGAAAUGGUGAAGCAUGGCGAACACGACUCCGAGUGGGGCGGAAUCUUUGUGAUUCGUGGCAACGAAAAGAUUGUCCGAAUGUUGAUCAUGACCAGGAGGAACCAUCCCAUUUGCAUCAAGCGCUCUUCCUGGAAGGAUCGAGGCCAGAACUUCAGCGACAUUGGUGUGCUGGUGCAAACCGUCCGCGAGGAUGAGACCUCCUUCAACAAUGUUCUCCACUACCUGAACAAUGGCACUGCCAAGUUCAUGUUCUCGCAUGUGAAAAGGCUGUCGUACGUUCCUGUCUGCUUGAUCCUCAAGUGCCUCAUGGACUACACGGACGAGGAGAUAUACAAUCGCCUCAUCCAGGGCUACGAAUCCGAUCAGUACUACUUGUCCUGCGUGCAGAGCAUGCUGAGAGAAGUCCAGAACGAAAAUGUAUACACCCACUCGCAGUGCAGGAGCUUCAUUGGCAACCUCUUCCGGUCCCGGUUUCCCGAGGUUCCCGAAUGGCAGCCCGACGAGGAUGUGACUGAUUUCAUUCUGAAAGAGAGAAUCAUGGUUCAUCUGGACAGCUAUGAGGAUAAAUUCCAGCUGAUUGUGUUUAUGGUGCAGAAACUGUUCCAGUGCGCGCAGGGCAAGCAGAAAGUGGAAAACGUGGACUCGGCUAUGAUGCAGGAGGUUCUCGUCCCGGGGAUCCUCUAUCAGAAAUACAUUGGCGAACGCAUAGAGACUUGGAUGAUGCAAGUGCGUCGCUGCCUUCAGAAAAAAUUGACCACUCCGGACUCCCUUGUGAACAGUGCUUUGAUGACGCAGUGCAUGCGCCAGGCGGGCGGAGUGGGUCGUUCCAUGGAGUCCUUUCUGGCCACGGGCAACAUUGUCAGCCGCACUGGUCUGGGCCUAAUGCAAAACAGUGGCCUGGUCAUCAUGGCCGAGAACAUCAACCGGAUGCGCUACAUGUCCCAUUUCCGGGCCAUACAUCGAGGUUCCUACUUCACCACGAUGCGAACCACAGAAGCACGCCAACUGCUACCCGAUGCUUGGGGAUUCAUUUGUCCCGUUCACACGCCUGACGGCACGCCCUGCGGUCUCCUCAAUCAUUUGACCCUAACCUGUGAGAUUUCCAAGCGUCCAGAUCCGGAGCUAGUGAAGGCCAUUCCCUCAAAACUAAUAGAGAUGGGCAUGCUCCCCCUGUCCAAUCGCCGAGAUCCCGACGCCAAGCUCUACGUGGUCUUCCUUGAUGGAAGGCACUUGGGUCACAUCCACCAAUCGGAUGCAACAAAAAUAGUCGAGGAGCUGCGCCAUGGAAAGAUUUUCGGCAGUCUUCCCCAGAUGAUGGAAAUCGGCUUCAUUCCGUUCAAGAAGAAUGGACAGUUUCCCGGACUGUUUCUGGCCACAGGUCCUGCCCGGAUGAUGCGGCCCGUUUGGAACCUAAAGUGGAAGAAAGUGGAAUAUAUUGGAACCCUGGAGCAGUUGUAUAUGGAGAUUGCAAUCGACCCUAAGGAGAUGUAUCCGGACUUCACCACUCACUUGGAGCUGGCCAAAACGCACUUCAUGAGCAACCUGGCCAACUUGAUUCCUAUGCCCGACUACAAUCAGUCGCCCCGUAACAUGUACCAGUGCCAGAUGGGUAAGCAGACCAUGGGAACUCCGUGCCUGAACUGGCCAAAGCAGGCGGCCAACAAACUGUACCGCCUCCAGACGCCAGGGACGCCUCUAUUCCGACCUGUGCACUACGACAACAUUAAGCUGGACGACUUUGCGAUGGGCACCAAUGCCAUAGUGGCGGUCAUUUCCUACACUGGCUACGACAUGGAGGAUGCCAUGAUCAUCAACAAGGCGGCCUACGAAAGGGGAUUCGCUUAUGGAAGCAUUUACAAGACCAAGUUUGUGUCGCUGGACAAGAAGAGCAGCUACUUCUGCCGCCAUCCGCACAUGCCAGAACUGGUGAAGUACCUCGAUACAGACGGAUUACCGCAUCCCGGGUCUAAGCUAAGUUACGGAAACCCUUUGUAUUGCUACUUUGAUGGCGAGGUUGCCACCUACAAGGUGGUGAAAAUGGACGAAAAGGAGGACUGUUUUGUGGACAGCAUCCGGCAGUUGGGAAGUUUCGAUGUCUCUGUUAAGAAGAUGGUGGCCAUAACGUUGCGAGUUCCUCGACCGGCGACCAUUGGCGACAAGUUCGCCUCAAGAGCUGGCCAGAAGGGCAUCUGCUCGCAGAAGUACCCCGCCGAGGACCUGCCCUUUACGGAAUCUGGCUUGAUUCCGGAUAUUGUCUUUAAUCCUCACGGUUUCCCCUCCCGUAUGACAAUUGCGAUGAUGAUCGAAACGAUGGCGGGCAAGAGUGCAGCCAUGCACGGGAAUGUGUAUGAUGCCACGCCAUUCCGCUUUUCCGAGGAGAACACGGCCAUCGAUUACUUCGGAAAGAUGCUAGAGGCUGGCGGGUACAACUACUAUGGAACUGAGAGGCUGUAUUCGGGGGUGGAUGGUCGGGAGAUGACGGCCGAUAUAUUCUUCGGAGUGGUCCACUACCAACGACUCCGGCACAUGGUGUUCGACAAGUGGCAGGUGCGGUCCACGGGUGCCGUGGAAGCCCGCACCCAUCAGCCGAUCAAGGGCCGGAAGCGCGGUGGUGGCGUGAGAUUCGGAGAGAUGGAACGCGAUGCUCUAAUCUCCCAUGGAGCUGCGUUCCUGCUGCAGGAUCGAUUGUUCCACAACUCGGACAAGACGCACACGCUGGUGUGCCACAAGUGUGGCUCGAUCCUGGCGCCACUGCAGCAGAUCGUGAAGCGGAACGAGACGGGAGGACUCUCGGCCCAUCCGAAGACGUGUCGUCUGUGCGGGGACAGCAGUGCCGUCUCCAUGAUAGAGAUCCCAUUCUCCUUCAAGUUCCUGGUCACCGAACUGAGUUCGGUCAAUAUCAAUGCCAGGUUCAAGCUGAACGAGAUUUAAUUGGUUUCUAGAUUACACUGUUAGUUAUUUUACUCUUUUUAAAAUAAAGUUAAAAAAUUAUACAAAAA
Molecule: messenger RNA, 3561 nt
Organism: Drosophila ananassae
Lineage: Eukaryota; Metazoa; Arthropoda; Insecta; Diptera; Drosophilidae
Gene: RpI135
Product: DNA-directed RNA polymerase I subunit RPA2
Exons: 3
Coding region: 104-3493 (1129 amino acids)
Biological process (GO): DNA-templated transcription
Cellular component (GO): nucleus; RNA polymerase I complex
Molecular function (GO): DNA-directed RNA polymerase activity; ribonucleoside binding; DNA binding
Source: RefSeq, a predicted model, not a curated record